CGCUACUAUUCUAUAAGCGUUGCAUAGCUUUUAUAUGGCGACAAGUAUUUGGCCGUAAUUUGUGUGUAAACCCAAUGCAAUGUGUGGUCACGUGUGAGCACAGGUCGUGUCUUAACAUCCCUUUCCGUUUUGAACGCUUAACGCGAGUGUUGUUUGUAUUGUCAGUCAAUUGGCUUUAAAUCGCGAUUUAAUUCACAUCAAUGGCUACUAUCACCGCAGAGCUGAUCCACCACUCGGUGGUCAUCGCUGUCUAUACCAACGCUUAUAAUGGCUUAACUAAUGAUAUAAUGGUAUGGUUUAGGGCGACGAAAGAGUCGGUGCCGUCAGUGCAAGUGUUUGGCCGCAAGAAGACGGCCACAGCUGUGGCCUACUGUAAACGGGGCAACGGUCUGAUCAAUGUUAACGGCCGCCCGUUGGACAACGUGGAGCCACAGGUGCUUAAGUUCAAGCUUUUGGAGCCCAUUCUGCUCUUAGGACAGGACAGAUUCUCUGGCGUUGACAUCCGAGUGCGCGUUCGCGGCGGUGGACACGUGGCCCAGAUUUACGCCAUACGACAGGCCAUCUCUAAGGCGUUGGUCGCCUACUAUCAGAAGUAUGUGGACGAGGCCUCCAAGAAGGAGAUCAAAGACAUUCUCAUCCAAUACGACCGAACACUACUGGUAUCUGAUCCCAGACGAUGCGAGCCCAAGAAGUUUGGCGGACCCGGUGCUCGCGCCCGAUACCAAAAUGCUGUUUAUCCCUUCACUCCUUUCCUUCAUUUGAUUGCUAUUUCAAAUGUCAUCACUUUUGUUGUAUAUAUGGGACCAAACAUUUGUAAAUACCUUUUGGUCGGUGUGGGUGUGAGUCGACCGAACUCUAAUCCGGGUCCGGCAGUGCAGCCACCGGUGCGACAAUAA
Messenger RNA from Medioppia subpectinata, 896 nucleotides. NCBI's taxonomy places the organism in Eukaryota, Metazoa, Arthropoda, Arachnida, Sarcoptiformes, Oppiidae. The record is from the annotation of a GenBank genome assembly.